GUUCCGUGUUGAUCUCUGCAUUCAUCACAGAAUAGCGAUGGGUCCUAGGCUUCAGAGAUGUCUUUUCUAUACUAUAUUGUUAUAUACAGUGGCAGCCGAUAUGAGCUAUUUCUAUGACAGUAGCGAUAUUCCAGUCUCUUCUUACUCAUACGGCGACGUUGGCAGUGGUGAUGGAAAUUAUAUUUUAGAUUUUAAGAAUAUAAAAUACACCAUCUAUUUGGAUGAAGUCACGUGGUCGGAUGCAAAACUUAUAUGCAAAGCCGAGAAUUCAAUUCUCGCGAGAAUUCCUGACCAAGCCACGCAAGAUGCGAUAACACAGUUUAUUGAUGACGAAGUAUCUACAAACACAGGUAACUUUUGGAUCGACGCACGGGACAAAGCUGAAGAUGGGGUCUGGGUAAAUUCAGAUGGGGAUGUAUUGACAUUCACAGCAUGGGCGCCGUAUGAACCAAACAAUGCUGGUUUUGUUUCGAAGAACAAGGAGGCGUGUGCUCAUAUGUGGUGGGAGCAUGAUUACCUUUGGAAUGACCUUACAUGUGAGAGUGAUAUAUAUUUUAUCUGUCAAUCAGGUCAAACGUCAGAAUGUCAUAUCUCUGGUGAUGGGACAGAUUAUACUGGUAGUGUUUCGCAUACAGAGUCAGGAUUGGAGUGCCAAAGCUGGGCGGUGCAGUAUCCACACGAACACACCCAAUUCCAGCCAUAUCCAUUACUCGGAGAUCACAAUUACUGCCGUAACCCUGGAAGCAGUGGACAUAAAGCGUGGUGUUAUACAACCGACCGAGAAACGAGAUGGGAAUAUUGCAAUGUAGGAGCCCCGACACGGAAUUGUGGCAAUGAUGAUAUUGAAUGUUUUGAAGAAUAUGAUGAAAGUGAUUAUGCAGGCCACGUUAGUACCACGCCAUCUGGCAAGACCUGCCAGAAUUGGGCCAUACAAUAUCCACACACACAUGGAUACCGUGGAGAUGUUGACAUCGGUGAACAUAACUACUGCCGCAACCCCAGUGAUGUCGCCAAUCGUCCUUGGUGUUACACGGUAGAUCCCGGUAUACGAUGGGAGUAUUGCGAUGUCUGUGGUACUGGGCGAUUUACUUCCCAUCAAAAUAUUGCACUAAACAAGAAGGCUUCGCAGAGUAGUUUAUACCAUGAACACGGGAUUGCAUCUCACGCAAUUGAUGGAUUCAAGUUUACACACUAUGAGGAUUUUUCCUGCACUCAUACGAAUGAAGAAACUGAUCCUUGGUGGAAAGUAGAUCUGGAAUACGACUACAUUGUCGAUGAAGUGGUGAUCACAAACAGAAAAGAUUGUUGUUCGGAACGUUUGAAAGGUGCAGUGGUGCGCGUGGGUUCUUACGAAAUAUUGUCGGACAACACGCAAUGUGGGCGCACUUUGAAGAAGACAGAUAAGGGCACUAUUCCAUUUGUCUGCGAGAAAGGCACGCUCGGACGAUACGUCAGUGUUCAGUUGGAAGGAAUGACUAACUAUCUGACACUUUGUGAGGUCGAGGUCUACGGAAAUAGAGCCCAGCUAUACCGCUUAGACCACCGUUGUGGACCAAAGUACCAAACAAUUAGCGGUAAACCCGGGGAAUGCGACCCACAUAGUCUUUACCCUUGCUGCUCGCCAUGGGGAUGGUGUGGUAUGACAUCUGAUCACUGUGAUUGUCUGUCUUGUAUUGACUUUAGAGAGGUGUAUGGCACAUACGACGUUCACCCAUGGCGAGAUGAUUUAUUGUGCGGUCCAGGAUAUUCCGCAGCAAAUGGUAUUGAGCCUGCCGAAUGCGAUCCAAACAGUAUUUAUCCUUGUUGCUCUAAUGCUAACUGGUGUGGCAUUAGUGAUGAUCACUGCGAAUGUUAUGGCUGCGUUGACUACAGAGAAGUCUAUGAAGUAACCAAUUCAAUCGUUGAUGCCUGUACUGGUCCACCAAAAGUCUUAAUUAUUCCCAUCGGCGGCGAAUUGGUUUUAUCUUCUCCUAACUAUCCCAUUGUUUACCCAUCUUAUGCUGACUGUCAGUGGGUGGUGUCAGCAGAAGACCCAACACGUGCAAUAGAGGUAACAAUUGUGGAUGCUGAUGUAGCUGAGUGUUGUGAUUACGCAGAGAUAGGCAAUGGUCAGGCUAUAGGUGAUGAAUUAAUUGCGACUGUAACCAAAGACAGCAUGGGUAUGGUUUAUAGUGGUGAAUCUAAAUUAUGGGUUCAUCUCCAAACAAGUGGCACUGGUGGACGUGGUGCUGGUUUUCAACUUGUAUUCACCGAUGCAGGCGGGUCACCCCAAGCAUGGAGAGAUGACUAUCAAUGCGGAAACUUGUUUUCUGCACCAAAUGGAGCAACACCAGCAGAAUGUGACCCUCAUGGCAUGUACCCAUGCUGUUCUCCACAUGAUUGGUGCGGGAUUAGUGCUGACCAUUGCGAGUGCAGCGGUUGUAUUGACUAUAGGGAUGUAUAUGAAGUAUCCAAUUCAAUUGUAAAUGCCUGUACAGAGACCGAAUUCAUCACUAUGCCAAGUGAUGGAGUAAUGGUUUUUACUUCUCCAAACUAUCCAGAAAGUUACCCAUCUUAUGCUGAUUGCAGAUGGGUAAUUACAUCCAGGAACUCAAACGACAUUAUUGAGGUUUCAGUUGAUGAUGUGGAUAUAUUGGAAAAUUGUGUGCAUGCGGAUAUUGGCAAGGGUAUAUUUAUUGAAAAAGAACAGAUACUGUCGUUGACAGCUGACACUGUGGGCACAACUGUUGAUUCAGAGUCGGAUGAAAUUUGGAUUCAUUUAAGGAGUGGUGCAUGUCAGCAGCAGGGUACUGGAUUCAAGUUAACAGUGAAAUUACGUUCCAACGCUGGAACCUGCCCACAAGGAGAAGUGAUGACAAUUCCAACUGGUGGAGACAUUUAUAUUUCUUCUUUAAAUUAUCCAUCUGAAUAUCCUCCCAAUUCUAACUGUGUUUGGAUUGUGGAUGUAGAACCAGGACAAGGUGUUCAAAUAACUGUACAAGAUUUUGAACUAGAACCUCAUUUUGACUCGGUUACAAUCACAAUUCAAGACCAGGGCAUAGCAUUGGAUGAUUCCUCUGUGAAUUUUACCGCAAUAUAUAAACCUCCGGUGUCCAUAGAAUUUCAGAGUGAUUCCAGUGCUCAAUUCCGCGGUUUCCUGAUAAAGGCAGCUGCUGCCCGUCUAACUAACGCUGGAACCUGCCCACAAGGAGAAGUAAUGACAAUUCCAACUGGUGGAGACAUUUAUAUUUCCUCUUUAAAUUAUCCAUCUGAAUAUCCUCCCAAUUCUAACUGUGUUUGGAUUGUGGAUGUAGAACCAGGACAAGGUGUUCAAAUAACUGUACAAGAUUUUGAACUAGAACCUGAUUUUGACUCGGUUACAAUUACAAGUCAAGACCAGGACAUAGCAUUGGAUGAUUCCUCUGUGAAUUUUACCGCAAUAUAUAAACCUCCGGUGUCCAUAGAAUUCAAAAGCGACUCCAGUGUUCAAUAUCGUGGUUUUCUGAUAAAGGCAGCUGCUGCCCGUCUCAGUGGGUCACCCCAAGCAUGGAGAGAUGACUAUCAAUGCGGAAACUUGUUUUCUGCACCAAAUGGAGCAACACCAGCAGAAUGUGAUCCUCAUAGCAUGUACCCAUGCUGUUCUCCACAUGAUUGGUGCGGGAUUAGUGCUGACCAUUGCGAGUGCAGCGGUUGUAUUGACUACAGGGAUGUAUAUGAAGUAUCUGAUUCAAUUGUAAAUGCUUGUACAGAGACCGAAUUCAUCACUAUGCCAAGUGAUGGAGUAAUGGUUUUUACUUCACCAAACUAUCCAGAAAGUUACCCAUCUUAUGCUGACUGCAAAUGGGUAAUUACAUCCGGGAACUCAAACGACAAAAUUGAGGUUUCAGUUGAUGAUGUGGAUAUAUUGGAAAAUUGUGUGCACAUGGAUAUUGGCAAUGGUGCGUAUAUUGAUCAAGAACAGAUAUUGUCAUUGACAGCUGACAAUGUGGGCACAACUGUUGAUUCAGAGUCGGAUGAAAUUUGGAUUCAUUUAAGGAGUGGUGCAUGUCAGCAGCAGGGUACUGGAUUCAAGUUAACAAUGAAAUUGCGUUCCAGCGUUGAAACCUGUCCUUUCGCAGAUGUAAUGACAAUUACAACUGGCGAAGAAAUUUCUAUUUCCUCUUCAAAUUAUCCAUCUGAAUAUCCUCCCAAUUCUGACUGUUUGUGGGUUUUGGAAGUAGAAGAAGGACAAGGUGUCCAGAUAACUGUACAAGAUAUAGACCUAGAACCUGGUUUUGACCUGGUUAAAAUAAAAAAUGAAGAAUAUGUGAAGUUGUUGGAUGAUUUCGCCUUGAACUUUACCGCAAUAUAUAAACCUCCAGUGUCCAUAGAAUUCAAGAGCGACUCCAGUGUUCAAUAUCGUGGUUUUCUGAUAAAGGCAGCUGCGGCCAGUCUCAAGACUACUGAUAGUCGUGGUGACGAUUAUCCAUAAGUUUCCACUAUAAUUAUCUUAGUAUACGCAAACGUUUUCGAGGAAAGAACAUCCCUGAAAUAUUACAUAUCCUGCGUUUUGAAAUGCAGCUGAAAUUGCCUAAUACACAGGCACAGACGUACACACUUCUACGGGGACUACUUGUGGCUAUCUACUUUUUAUAACUUUUUUGCUGACUAGUGACAUGUUAUAAAAUAAAUAUUAAAUUUAUGGUAACUAUUGCAUAUUAAUGUAUUUCAAAUGCAAGGAAUAAAUAUCAUUGAUUGACUACUGACGUAUUAUA
Saccoglossus kowalevskii is the source of this 4733-nucleotide messenger RNA. RefSeq lists its product as uncharacterized. Gene Ontology annotation, molecular function: chitin binding. The record is from RefSeq and is a predicted model, not a curated record. NCBI's taxonomy places the organism in Eukaryota, Metazoa, Hemichordata, Enteropneusta, Harrimaniidae.